UUCACUCUUGGCUGUCUUCUUCGUUAGACUGGGAGGCAGAGCCGGAGUCGUGCCCAGGCCCAGCGGGGGCUGCAGCCUGAGCCCGGCGGUGUCCUCCGCCUGCCCCCUCGCCCUCCUCAGCCUCGGUGCCUUGGAAUUUGUGUUGCUGAGUCAGCAAGCCUUUCAGAUUUGCCCGGUUUUGGUUGUUUGCAUUUUAUAUCAAGAUGGGAACUCAAACAAGUCAUUCCUCCUAAGGAUCUGGUAUCUCCAUCAAGAAGGCACAGUUUGUGCCAGCUCUCCAGAGAGAAAAGGUCUCCUGGAAGCGCUGGGCAAUGAACCUGAGACUGCAGCCCAGAGUGGUCUGAAGCCGCUGGGGAGAACAGAGGGAGUCCUGGAGAAGAUGGCCAUGGCCCCAAGCCCUUCCCUGGCUCAGGUGUACACCAGCCCCGUGGCAGUGGCCGUGUGGGAAUGGCAGGACGGGCUGGGCACCUGGCACCCCUACAGUGCCACUGUUUGCAACUACAUCGAGCAGCAGUUUGUCCAGCAGAAGGGCCAGCGCUUCGGGUUGGGGAGCCUGGCCCACAGCAUCCCCUUAGGCCAAGCUGACCCCUCACUGGCUCCUUAUAUCAUCGACCUCCCCAGCUGGACGCAGUUCCGCCAGGACACUGGCACCAUGCGGGCUGUGCGGAGGCACCUGUUUCCCCAGCACUCGGCCCCGGGCCGGGGCGUCGUCUGGGAGUGGCUGAGUGACGACGGCUCCUGGACGGCCUACGAAGCCAGCGUCUGCGACUACCUGGAGCAGCAGGUGGCCAGGGGCACCCAGCUCGUGGACUUGGCUCCCCUGGGGUACAACUACACUGUCAACUACGCCGCCCACACGCAGACCAACAAGACUUCCAGCUUCUGCCGGAGCGUGCGGCGCCGGGCAGGGCCCCCGUACCCAGUGACCACUGUCAUCGCUCCGCCGGGCCACACGGGGGUGGCCUGCUCUUGCCAUCAGUGCCUCGGCGGCGGCACAGCCGGCCCCGUGUCAGGCCGCUACCGCCACUCCAUGACCAACCUUCCCGCCUACCCAGUCCCCCAGCCACCCCACAGGACCACCGUUGUUUUGGGGGCCCACCAGGCCUUUUCUCCGUACAACAAGCCCUCACUCUCUGGGGCCAGGUCUGCGCCCAGGCUGAGUACCGCCAACCUCUGGGCUGGGGCGCUGCCCUCCCUGGGGAACCAGCCCCUCUACCGCUCCAGCCUCUCCCACCUGGGACCUCAGCACCAGCCCCCAGGACUGUCCGCUGCCGGCGCAGCCAGUGCCUCCCUGCCCGGCGGUCCAGUGAGCAGCCCCAGGAGCGCCCCCGCCACGGUGCCCAUACGGAUGCCGAAGCCCAGCAGGGUCCAGCAAGCUCUCGCAGGCAUGACGAGUAUUCUGAUGUCAGCCAUUGGACUCCCUGUGUGUCUUAGCUGCGCACCCCAGCCCGCCAGCCCUCCCGCCUCCUGUCUGGCCUCUAAAAGUCACAGCUCAGUUAAGAGAUUGAGGAAAAUGUCCAUGAAAGGAGGGCCUCCAAAGCCAGAGCCAGAGCAGGUGAUAAAAAACUACACAGAAGAGCUGAAGACGGCCCUGGAUGAGGACUGCAUCAUCUGUAUGGAGAAGCUGUCCGUGGCGUCCGGCUACAGCGACGCGACCGACAGCAAGACCUUCGGGCCGGUGGCUGUGGGCCGCUUGGCCAAGUGCAGCCACUCCUUCCACCUGCUCUGCCUGCUGGCCAUGUACUGCAACGGGAACAAGGAUGGAAGCUUGCAGUGUCCUUCCUGUAAAACCAUCUAUGGGGAGAAAACUGGAACCCAGCCCCGGGGGAAGAUGGAGGUGUUCACGUUCCAGGUGUCCCUCCCCGGCCACGAGGACUGUGGGACAAUCCUCAUAGUCUACAACAUUCCCCAUGGCAUUCAGGGCCCGGAACACCCCAACCCUGGAAAGCCGUUCACCGCCAGAGGGUUUCCCCGCCAGUGCUACCUUCCGGACAACGCCCAGGGCCGCAAGGUCCUGGAGCUGCUGAAGGUGGCCUGGAAGAGGCGACUUAUCUUCACAGUAGGGACGUCCAGCACCACGGGGGAGACCGACACGGUGGUGUGGAACGAGAUUCACCACAAGACAGAGAUGGACCGCAACGUGACAGGCCACGGCUACCCCGACCCCAACUACCUACAGAACGUGCUGGCCGAGCUGGCCGCCCAGGGGGUGACUGAGGACUGCCUGGAGCAGAAGUGACCUGGGGGCACAGGCGUGCUCCGCCCAGAGCCCAGGCUCCUCCUGCCCGCCUGCCCGCCCCCGUCCCCGUCCCCACCAGGCCCGGGUCUGCGUGGGAACUGGGCGAGCCUGGGAGUCAUGCUUGUGAGAGCUUCGGAUGCAGCUACCUCAGUGCGUGGGCCCCUCCGUCCUCGGUGGGCCGCGUUGGGCCCUCGGUGCUGGGGGCCCUGCAGGGGGUAAGGAGAGACUGCCUGCUGCGCCCCCAGCCAGGGGCAGGCCUGGGUCUAGGUCAGCUUCUCAUACCUCAGAUGUUCUGUUUGCAAUAAAUGCCCUAUAGCCAAAGUCAGCGGGCCCUGGUGGGUUUGUCAGUGGAGAGGCUGCGUGUGUGCGUGUGUGUAAAAUCUGAUGCGUGAAGGCCAGCACACACGUCCUGCUGCGUCAGAACCGGAAGGGGCCUUAUAGGCUGCCCAUCCAACCCCCUAAAUGAAGAAACCAAGGCUGCAGUGAGGCCGGGAGCCGGGCGCUGACCUGAGCCGCUCCCCGGGCCCCGCCCCAGUUCUUGCAGUGCGCAGUCGAGCAGCUCUGCCAGGGCCCCUCCCGUUUCCUUCCCCAGGGUUCCGGCUUUCUAAGCACUGCUCACAUGGGGCCGGUGCUGCUGUCUUCAUUCUACAGGUGAGGAAACUGAGGUUCAAGGGUACAGUGACGGCGGUAGAGCCGGGACUGGAAUCCCGGACAGGAUUGAUCUGACCCCAUCCUCAAAGUUCUCAUCCUUCCCAACCUUCUUAGAAGGAGGAUCCAAUACUCGCAGGCUUGCUGUCUGCCUGGCGGGGGUGAGUGUGGCCUGGGGCUGAAGAGACACACACCCAAUAACGAGUAACUUAACGGAUGUGGGGGAGGGGGUUUGCGUUCACAAGCCCGUCUCCGUCAUAAGAAAAGGACUGAAAUUCUAUGUUAGGUCGCCCUGGUACAAAGAUGAAUAUAUGUUAGAGCAUUUUCUUGCAUCUAGAAGUUCCUUUUCUUUUUUCUUUCUGAUUUUAAAAGAAAUUAAAGCAUUUUUGUGGACCCCUAGCAGUAUCGUGGGCCCUGGGCACUGUGCCCACUGCCUCGUGGAGAAGUUGGCUGGGGAGGGCAGGGAGGCCUCCAUAGAGAAGCUGGACCCCAAUCCUGUUUGGUUCCACGGUGAGACUCGCUCCACCGCUCACAGGGCACAGGAGUUGGGUGGGCACCCGAGUGCCGCCACCAUGCUCGGCUCCCACCAUUACAGCACAGUGAGAGUCAGAAUCGGAGAAAAUGCUCGCAAAUCUUAUGCCUGAUAGGGGUCUCGUAUCCAAAAAAUAUCAAGAACUCUUACAACUCAACAAUAAAAAGACAGAUCCCCAAUUUUCAAAAAAUGGGCAAAGGACUUGAAUAGACAUUUCUCUGAAAAAGAUAUACAGAUGGCUGACAAGCACGUGGAAAAUGCUCAACGUCAUUAGGGAAACGCAAAUCAAAACCACAAAGUGAUACCACUUCAUACCCAUUAGGGUGGUUAUUAUUAAAAAAAAAAAGCAGGGAAUAAAUAUUGGUGAGGAUGUGGAGAAAUUGGAACCCUCA
Messenger RNA from Physeter macrocephalus (sperm whale), 3811 nucleotides. It is a transcript of the gene DTX2, whose product is annotated as deltex E3 ubiquitin ligase 2. Gene Ontology annotation, biological process: Notch signaling pathway; protein ubiquitination. Bases 380 to 2239 code for a protein of 619 amino acids. The record is from RefSeq and is a predicted model, not a curated record. Gene Ontology annotation, molecular function: zinc ion binding; ubiquitin protein ligase activity. Gene Ontology annotation, cellular component: nucleoplasm. The transcript has 11 exons. NCBI's taxonomy places the organism in Eukaryota, Metazoa, Chordata, Mammalia, Artiodactyla, Physeteridae.